AGCUAUCCCGGCGGGCCGCGCGCGCGGCCGCGUUUGAAUGGCCCGGAGUGGGGUCCGGCCCGGGAGCCGAGGGACGCCGUAGGCUGCCGGGCGCGGGUCGUCAGCGCCGGAGCUGUGCUGAGGCGCCGCGGCACCAUGAGGCGCCGGUAUUUAAGAGAUGAUGGCAUCUGAAACCCACAAUGUUAAAAAACGAAACUUUUGUAAUAAUAUUGAGGAUCAUUCCAUUGAUCUUCCUAGGAAAAAGAUCUCUAAUUUCACUAAAAAGAACAUGAAGGAGGUUAAGAAAUCUCCAAAACAGCUGGUUGCUUACAUAAAUAGAACAGUUGGACAAGCUGUGAAAAGCCCGGAUAAACUACGGAAGGUGAUCUAUCACAGAAAGAAAGUUCAUCAUUCCUUUCCAAAUCCUUGUUACAGAAAAAAACAGCCCCCUAGAAGUGGGGGCUGUGACAUGGCAAAUAAAGAAAAUGAACUGGCUUGUGCAGGCCACUUGCCUGAAAAAUUACGCCAUGAUAGUCGAACAUACUUGCUUAACUCCAGUGAUUCUGGUUCUUCUCAGACAGAAAGCCCAUCAUCAAAAUAUAGUGGGUUUUUUUCUGAGGUUUCUCAGGACCAUGGAACAAUGGCCCAAGUUUUGUUCAGCAGGAAUUUGAGACUGAACGUAGCUUUAACUUUCUGGAGAAAGAGAAGUAUAAGUGAACUUGUAGCUUAUUUGGUGAGGAUAGAAGAUCUUGGAGUUGUGGUAGAUUGCCUUCCUGUACUCACCAAUAGUUUACAGGAAGAAAAACAAUAUAUCUCACUUGGCUGCUGUGUAGACUUGUUGCCUCUAGUAAAGUCACUACUUAAAAGCAAAUUUGAAGAAUAUGUUAUAGUUGGCCUGAACUGGCUUCAAGCAGUCAUAAAAAGGUGGUGGUCAGAACUGUCAUCCAAACCAGAAAUUAUAAAUGAUGGAAAUAUUCAGAUUUUAAAACAACAAUUAAGUGGAUUGUGGGAACAGGAAAAUCAUCUUACUUUGGUUCCAGGAUAUACUGGUAAUAUAGCUAAGGAUGUAGAUGCUUAUUUAUUACAGUUGCAUUGAAAGAUUUCAUCUACUAAAGAGCAUUUGAGUAUUCAAAACAUCCCUGGACUAUAUGAUGUACAAAAAAAGGUCUUGUCUGAGAACUGUGAACUGUGGAAGAAAUCAAAACUAUUUUUUCUUUUAAAAAGCCACGUAAUGAAACCACUAAUGAAACCCUAACGAUCUACUUCACAUUGAAGUGGAAAAAUAUCCAAAAGGAGCAGCUUCAACUUCAAUGAGGUGAAAGUGCACUAUGAAGAUUGUUCACCUUUGCUGCAUUUGGGAUUUAUAUGGUUAUUUGGUGACUUUGUUUAAGAACUACUGGGUCUUAAUGCAAUCCUGCAUAAGAGUAUAAUUUAUACUAUGUGAAAAAAUAAGACAGGACUUAUUACUAAGAACCACAAAGACCAAUCAUUAUUAGCUUUUUUAAGAUUGUGUUUUAUUAAAAAAACACUUAAAUGUGUGCAGCUAUUUUCUUAUGUUGAAAAAGACAAAGUUUAAAACAUCAUAGCAAAAAUCAAUAUUAAAAUUUUUUUGCUCACACUGAGAUACUGUGUAUGCAAGAUGCCUUAAUUAGUAACUAGCCAAUGUGCUAUUAUGUUAUGAUACCAAUAUCUGUGUAAAAAAAUUAAAACCAAUCGUGAUUCUGGCAUGAUAAAAUCAUGGAAUUAAAUCAGGGGUUUACAUUCAUGUAGAAUGUUGCUGAAAUGUAUUCCACACCAUUUUUAAAACUUGAGAAUACUUCACUCUCUCUGAUUUUUUUUUGCCAGAAUCAUGUCAUGUAUGUAUGUGUUAUCCUUAUCUAAAGAAAAAGGUGAAUAUGUAUCUGUAUGAAUGUUUGACUGGAAAUGUCCAUUGCGUUGGCUAAUUUAUAUUCACUUUUUAUUGUAUAUAGAUGGCUAAUAUUUUUCAUUUCUGUAUCAUUUAAACUUCCUUUAUUUGAGUAAAUUCACUAAAUAUUUCUA
Messenger RNA from Carlito syrichta (Philippine tarsier), 2019 nucleotides. It is a transcript of the gene KATNBL1, whose product is annotated as katanin regulatory subunit B1 like 1. The record is from RefSeq and is a predicted model, not a curated record. Gene Ontology annotation, molecular function: microtubule binding. Gene Ontology annotation, cellular component: nucleolus. The transcript has 10 exons. NCBI's taxonomy places the organism in Eukaryota, Metazoa, Chordata, Mammalia, Primates, Tarsiidae. Bases 158 to 1075 code for a protein of 305 amino acids.